This is a messenger RNA of Cicer arietinum (chickpea), 879 nucleotides long. RefSeq names its product signal peptidase complex-like protein DTM1. Lineage: Eukaryota; Viridiplantae; Streptophyta; Magnoliopsida; Fabales; Fabaceae. Gene Ontology annotation, biological process: anther wall tapetum development. The record is from RefSeq and is a predicted model, not a curated record. Gene Ontology annotation, cellular component: endoplasmic reticulum membrane; signal peptidase complex.
UUAAAAGUCUCUUAAUAUUGUUAUUCACCAAUCAAAUAAUCACCACCAUGGCAAAUGAUGCAACUCUAAGAACCUCUCUACUUUGGCUAGCAGCAAUUAUAUUAGCAAUUGGCAUAUGCACCCACUCUUUCAAAAAAAUGAUGGCUACCUAUGUGUUGGGUCUUGUUGGAAUUUCUGGUGUUCUUCUACCUGAUUGGGAUUAUUUCAACCGUCAUUUUUCUCGUUGGCCUUACCCUGUUACUGUUGAAGAAAGAUCAGCAGCAUCUCUUUCCCAUGGAUCUGGAUUUCUAAGGUUUGCAUGUUCUCCUGUGAGGGUGAUUGCUUAUAGCGUUGUUUAUGGAUAUGGUAUUUACAAAUGGUGGGAGUAUGUAGCUAGCUAAUUGUUAAACAACUUUUGUGCUAGUCAUGGCAUAUUCUUUUCAAUCCCAAUUUUACUCGUUUCCUUAUACUUUUCUUGAUUUAAUUUGGAGGAAUUCAUAUUACCCUAAUAGUGAUUGUCAAAAGGUACUUUACUUGGUAGAUAUGUUAGAAGUUAUAGAUAGUUCAAAGAUAGCCAAUUAAUUGAGAUUUGUUGCUUAUGAUUGUUAUAUACACUAUAUCCGCAACACUCCAGCCAUUACCGUUAACGGCGAUGCUACCUUACGACCUUCUCGCUCCCCUAACCACUCCGUUGGAAAUAGCGAGUUUUUGCCAGCAGCUCAAUUGGUAGUGGGACUGUGUGGAGGCGGUACUUAUCCCCCAGGGCUCGAAUCCCAAGGCAAAAAUUCGCUAUUUCCAACAGGAGUGGUUAGGGAAACGGUAAUGGCUGGGGUGUUACACUAUCAUUUAUAAAGUGUAUCAUAUAUUCAUUGGGUAUAAAUAUUUGAUUUGUUUCUAGAA